Thunnus maccoyii (southern bluefin tuna) is the source of this 6036-nucleotide messenger RNA. RefSeq names its product testis expressed 2 (gene tex2). The coding region runs from base 694 to 4260 and encodes 1188 amino acids. The record is from RefSeq and is a predicted model, not a curated record. Gene Ontology annotation, cellular component: endoplasmic reticulum. The transcript has 13 exons. Lineage: Eukaryota; Metazoa; Chordata; Actinopteri; Scombriformes; Scombridae. Gene Ontology annotation, molecular function: lipid binding.
UGUGUUGUCUGCUGUUUUUACUUUAUAGUUUGAUCCGAAAAGACUCGUUAUCUAAAAAGGAUGCGAUGAAAUUAAUCUUAUAUUUUCCCUAUUGUGUUUUCGCCUGCGGAUCGUUUGUGUGGUUGCUCAGCUGUAGCCUAUAUUAAGGAGACCCGGGUUUGUUAAUGCUGUUUGUGGAGGGAAAUCCGCGUCUUUUCGGCAUUACUGCAACGCCAUGACGCAGUUCACACUCUUCUGCUGCAACACAAUAAAAUAUGAAUCGCCAGUGUGCAGACGAUGGGACGCCUCUGCGAGUGUAAAUAUAAUUUAGAUGUUGAGGAAGGGGGUGUGGCGCUGACCAUCUCCCAUUCACCAAAACAACACACGCCCAGAUCUCGUGCGGUUGCGGCGUAAACCCGUGCCGGGGAUCAGGCUUGAUCGCUGUCCUCGCUGGGUGCGCAGGCCGGCCAGCCCUCGGCAUCCUCCGCAGGCUCCGGGCUGCAGAUAAAACCGCUCCACGCAGGGAAACAUCACAUUACGCAGAUUCAAAGCCUGGAUUCAAAGCUGCCCUGUGGCCUGGAGAUGAAGAUGCGAUAAAAGGCAUGUUAGCACCAUGAUCCAUGGCUGUGCUGUGUGUGUCAGUGCUGUUUAUGUUGCAGGAGGAGAUUGAAUGCCUCUAAAAUCUCAAGGCUGUGAGCCCUGUGUAGGGUGGUGAUGAGCAGUCAGGGCAGCAGCAGCAGGGGAAGUGGCCAGCAUGCUGACACUCCUCCCCCUCGACACGCCCCUGGACCGAAGCUGCAGGUGCAGCGCUCCCUUUCUCGUGACACCAUCACCAUCCACUUCUCUGCUCUGGGGAAGGAGGAGGAUGAUGAGGAAGAGGAGCUCUAUGGGGUAUCCGAGGGACCUGCUGGAGUUAAAUCUGGGCUGGAGGGUGCAGGAGGUGUAGAUGUUUCAGGGGGUGACAAUCAGUCUGUUGUCACGGGCUUGGAGGCAGACGAGGAGCUGCUGUUUGAAUCCGCUGGUGUGGAGACCUCCUCUGGAGCUGCUGUGCUCUCUAUUUCAUCCACUACCCUGUCUGUGCAGCCUUCAGACGCUCAGCCACACACGCCCUCUCCUGCCAUGACUAUCAUCCCCACCUCCCACCUGAGCUCCACCCCUCCUGCCAGCUCCUCCUGGCCCUAUGACCGCCCCUCAAACCCCAAUCCCCCGUCCACAAGCUCCAGCUCCUCCUCCCCUUGCAAGUCUGCAGCGCUGUCAUCCUCCAAGCCUUUCCUCAGCCUGGUCCGGUCCCUGUCCAAUGACGUUGAGUCUCGAGAAACCACACCUCCGCCUACUACUGUCACACCACCGCAUGCACGCCACAGACACUUAAUGAAAUCUUUUGUUAAAUCUCUGUCCACGGACACUUCAAAGGCCGAACAUACAGAAGGGCCUCUUCAUCAUCAUCUCCAUCAUCCUCUUCCUCAGCAGCAGCAAGUGCAGCCAACCCAACGGCAUCCCCCUCGUAACAUGCAGCUCUUCAAACAGUUCUCACAGCCUCGCUUAUCCUCCAGCCCCGUCAUCGUCAGUCAAACAGGUGGAGACUCCAAAACAGCCCCCUCCUCCCCCAUCAUGUCUCCGGAUGGAAGGUCCUUCUUCAAGGUUCAAGAGGUGGAGGCCAAGAUAGAAGACACCAAGCGGCGGCUGUCAGAGGUGAUGUCAGACCCCCUCCAGCUUUUUAGUAAGAUCAUGGGGGAUGAGUCUGGUACGGGAGCUGCGGGAAGUGCCACUCAUCGUGCCAAAUUGCUGUCCUCCAGUGCGUCAGAGCUCAGUGGAGUGACAGCGGUGAAUGGACACGCAGAAGGUAACAACUACAGUAUCAAGGAGGAGGAGGGCACAGAAGGGGAAGAAGAGGAAGAAACCCCCACUGGCACAGGCCCUGACUCUGUGUUUUUCUCCUUCCCAUCACUGACACCAACUCCAGUUCUCACCCAGGCCUCCUCAUCCACUCUGGCCAAGUCUCCAUCUCUCACUCUGGGCCGUUGCUCUAUGUCGGCCCUGGUAGCUCGACAGGAAGACGAGGACUUCUGUGAACUGUACAGUGAAGACUUUGAUUUAUGUACUGAUACAGAGACACCAGAUGGGGAUCGCCCCAGUUCCCGGCAGCCCCUUACUGGUAGCACUGGUUUGUGUAGUGAACUCGAUAUGGAGGAGGAUGAGAGAGCAGAGGAAGAGUUGGAGACUGUGCCUGUGACUGGCCUCAUCUUCUUGACACAGUUGGUGUACUGGUAUUUGGUCCUUCCAGUGCCACCAUAUGUAUGUGCGGUGGUACAUGGGAUAGUAGCUGGGUUUAUGUUGGCCAUGCUGGUCCUUUGGAUGUCCUCUCCUCGGCGCUCCGUGCUGGGGACAGGAAGAGGGAGGCGAAGGAUAGAGCCCUGGAAUGUGGCCCAGUUGGAUAUUAAAGAACCAGGAAUAUUGAAGGGCUGGAUGAAUGAGAUCCACAGCUACGACCCAGAGAUGUACCACGCCACCCUGACCCACUCUGUUUACGUCCGUCUCGAGGGCUCCGUCCUGCGUCUGUCCAAGCCCAACCGCAACAUCUCCCGCCGUGCCGCACACAAUGAGCCUAAACCCGACAUUACCUACGUCAGCCAGAAGAUCUAUGACCUGACUGACAGCAAGAUCUACCUGGUGCCCCACAGCCUGGCUAGGAAGAGAAUUUGGAACAAGAAGUACCCCAUUUGCAUUGAGCUGGCCAAGCAGGAGGACUUCAUGUCUAAGGCCGGUGAGAGGCCGGAAGCUGGGGAGGACAAAUUAGCAGCACUGGGUGAGAAGAUAGAGCGAAUGGACAAGGUCGAGAAAGUUGAAGGAUCUGGAUCAGUUGAGGAGCCCAAAAGACCAGCUUCUGGAGGAGGGGAUCUGACAAUCUACCUAUUUGGGAGGACGGGUCGGGAAAAGGAGGAGUGGUUCCGGAGAUUUCUGCUCGCGUCCCGAAUGAAAUCAGAAGGGAGAGGUGGCAGUCUGCCUGGCAUCUGCAAGAGUGCCUUCUUGCCCUCCCACAGCCGCAGCAGCAGCACCCAAUCUGGUGGAGGCCUGGAGGCUGACAGCAGGAGCAGCAGCCGGGGAAGCUUGGAUGAGCUGUCUCAGCCGCAGUCUCGCCACAGAGAGACCUCCUCUGCUCUCUCCUGUGGGUCUACUGGAGGGAUGAAGCAGAAGAUGCUGUUGGACUAUAAUAUCUACAUGGCCAAAUACGUCAACCCCCAAGCACCGCAGAGAAGCCCAACUGCCACUGACAGCCCGGGGCACAGCCCCAAGAGCAGCCCCAAAGCUACCAAAAAGAUACGCAGGAGUUCAGAAGAGACUGCGGAGCCUGAGGCGUGGGUCAACGCUUUUCUGGGAAGGAUAUUCUGGGACUUCCUGGGAGAGAAGUACUGGGCCAAUGUGGUCUCCAAAAAGAUCCAAAUGAAGCUCAGUAAGAUCAGGCUGCCAUAUUUUAUGAAUGAGCUGACUUUGACAGAGCUAGACAUGGGCUUUUCCAUUCCUAAGAUCCUCCAUGCCUCCAAACCCUCUGUGGACCACCAAGGUCUGUGGUUUGAUCUGGAGAUCUCUUACACGGGCUCCUUCCUCAUGACACUAGAGACCAAGAUGAACCUGGCGCGUCUGGGAAAGGAGGGCGAGGGGCUCGGGGAGCACGGGAAAGAGUGGCCACGGACAUACUGUCUGGCAGACAGCGAUGAGGAAUCAUCUAGUGCUGGCUCAUCGGAUGAGGAAGAUCCCCCAGAACUCCUCAGUGACAAAGCCAUUCUCCCUGGAGGCGAGGGCUAUGUGGGAGGCCACAGACCCAGCAAGAUCAUGCGCUUUGUGGACAAGAUAGCCAAGUCGAAGUACUUCCAGAAGGCCACAGAGACGGAGUUCAUUAAGAAGAAGAUGGAGGAGAUGUCCAACACACCUCUGCUGCUCACUGUGGAGGUGCAAGAGUGCCGCGGGACGCUGGCUGUCAACAUCCCACCUCCCCCUACGGACAGGAUAUGGUAUGGUUUCCGGAGUCCGCCUCAUCUGGAGCUGAAAGCACGGCCUAAACUGGGUGAGAGGGAGGUCACUCUAGUUCAUGUGACGGAGUGGAUUGAAAAGAAACUAGACCAGGAGUUCCAGAAAAUAUUUGUAAUGCCAAACAUGGAUGACGUAUGGCUACCCAUAAUGCACUCUGCCAUGGACACGCGUUCAAAUGCCAACUUGGUUACUGUGACAAAUGAUGCCUUGAAGGACCCAGAACCUGAGGAGUCUGAGGUCUCUGACAUGUGAAGACUGCUGUUGAAAGCGUACGUUGAUGGACAUAUUAUCACCAUGGCAAUAUGACAAGUCCCCGCCUCCCCUCAGAAACCACAGGUGCAGCAAUGGUUCCGGGCCAACUCUCCGAUAUUUUUACCCAUAUUCCUGCCCCAUUGUUGCACCAGACUGUGGCAGCUCAUGAAGUGCGCUCUCAACACUUGGAAGUGUUGGCGAGCUCGUAAUCAUUCUGUGGCCACUAAAAGCGGGAGAAUGGAAGAGAACUCUGACUUAUAGAUUGUCUUCUAGUCAAAUGGUUUUAUUUAUGUGACAUUUAAUAUUUGGAUUCAUUCUCUGAUGAAACACAAUACACGGGGCAUGCUGAGACUGUGAGACAAAUGCUUGUGUGUGAGGUGAUGGAUCAGUAAAUAGCCAUCUAAUUCAACCAGAACCAUAAUACCUGUGAUGUACAGCUGCACCAAACAUGAGAGUUGUACAGUGUAUACAUUUUGUGUGACCUUUCUAAUGGAGUGGUUUAUUGUUGCUGCGGGAACUCUGAGGCCACUGAUGAAGAGUGUGUAUGUCUGAGUGAGUGAACAUUUGAAGGCAUAACCUAAAAUUUGGAGAUGAUUUUGCUGAAAGCCCCUGCGUCUAUUAAUACACAUUUCACAGGGAAAUUCUCUCGUCUAUCACCCAUCCACACUGCUGCCUGGCACUUAUAUGCAAACAGAUCAACGGCACUGUGUCCAUUGAAGAUACUAGAUUAGUUGAAAUCUGUUGAACAUCCCACCGACUGCUGGAUGGACACUAUCAUAAUGUACAGCCCAUGUGCUUUGUGUGGUAGGGAGUAGUACUAAAACUGACUUUAGAGGGGUUGUAUGAAUUAAAAUAUAUCUGCAAACACAGCAGCUAAACAUUGCCUAGGUCUGAUGAAUGUAUAAAUAAGAAUGCAGCUCCUUAGCUGUGCAAGGAAUAGCUCAUUCACUGAUGACAUGCUUCUAAGCAACAUGCUUCAAGACUUCUUUUCAUGUUAUAUUCAGAGUUGAAGAGUAAUAAUUUUUUGUUUUUAUUGCCAAAGCAAUCUUUCAGUCCUGUUUGAAGGGUACUGUACGUGCUUAACAGUGACAAAUAAGCAAUCGGUUAAUUAUCUAGUGAGGCCACUCGAGCACAGCCGGUGUUUGUAUAAUUGUAGCUGGAAAUUCAUAAGACAGAGAUACUUUUGCAGGGAGUGAGUGACUGAAACCCUUUUGUGAACACAGCAAGACAUCAAGGAGCAGGAAACAUACCCAUUCUUCCUGUUUUAUUUCAAUAAAUAACAUACCGGAUAUUAGCCAUAUUAUUUAAUGUUGUCAGCAGACAUACAGCUAAUGAAUGCUAUUUUUUCUUUGUUGAAUUAUUUAUUGAUUUGCUGUUCUUUCUGUACUGUACACGAGAAAUAAAACCAAUAACUAGAGCAAACAGCAAAUUUGUGAUCUGCCAAGACACCCAGCUGCUUUACAGGUGACUUUUAACUUUACUUGUGUUACGUUCAAAUAUGUGUGUUGGCAAAGUGUAUGAGGCAGAAAGUGCCUUUAAAAUAAUCGAACAUUCCUCCAUAGUGAGCCGCCACAUUCGUUGCAUCAGUUGAGUAUAGAGAGAAAAUGUCUUUGUGCCAUUACUGUGUCGAUUAAGACAUGCCCUUUUGUUUUCACGGGUUUUGGUGUUGUUCAUUUGCGCAGUGACGAAAAUAUCAGAACAUUGCUGUCGUGUUCAGUGAUGUCACAGAAUGUUAUGGUUCUGAUCGUUGUGGAUCAAUAAAACCUUUUGCUUGGA